Messenger RNA from Oryza sativa Japonica Group (Japanese rice), 1658 nucleotides. The record is from RefSeq and is a predicted model, not a curated record. NCBI's taxonomy places the organism in Eukaryota, Viridiplantae, Streptophyta, Magnoliopsida, Poales, Poaceae.
CUUGCCCCCUUCCCAUCUUGCAUGCGGAAUAGUGGUGGUAAAAUUUUCGUCCUCCUGUAGGUAUCUCGUCUGAAAAAAUGGUUUUUCCAGGAGUGCCAACUAGGCCGUUUGUGUAAUAGUAUGUAGAUGCAAUAGUUUGAAUAGAUGGUAAUAUAUACAGACAUCGGAAGAGAUCGAUGAUGCAGAGGGUAGCAAGCGGCCGAGAAGUUAUGACGUCGUCGUCGUCGUUCUGCUGUUUAGCAGCCUCGCUACUGAUGCUGUUGCUACCGUUCUUUGCCAUGGCAGCAGCAGCUGCAGGCGGGAGCAGCAGCAGCAGCAGCUGCAGGCGGGAUCAGCAUCGAGUACCCGUUCUGCGUGGAGCCUGGCUGCUACCACCCAGGCUUCAACCUCACCUGCAACCACUCCUACAGCCCGCCCAGGCUAUUCCUCGGCGACGGCACGGUGCAGGUGCUCGAGAUCGCCAUCCCCCAAGCCACCGUGCGCAUCAACAGCGGCCGCAUGGUGUUCAAUUCUACUGGCAAUCAUGCCGUCAACAGAUCAUUAUUGGAUCAGGUGGGAAGGCCGUACUUCGUGGCAGCUUCAAACAGGAUAGCUUUGCUAAGCUGCAACGCCCGGGUUGACGUCCGCGCGGCUGGGAGAAACAACAACAAAACUAGUACUAAGUUGCUCAGUUCCUGCACUGCCAUCUGCCCAACAGACGAUGGAGGUGGUGCUACCACUAUCCUCGAUAUUGGUCCAGAGGGUCCAUGCUCAGGGAUUGGCUGCUGUGAAACAAGCAUGCUACUAGCAGGAAGCUCGACUGCUGCCUACAGCAUCCAGGUCCAGAACUUGCAGGAGCAGGCCGUCGUGCUAAAUCGAACGGAUGAUCUGGUGUACUUGGUAGAUGAGAGAUUUAACUAUACCUUGGACAUGUCUUUCGGCUACAGCAGUCCUGAAGAGCUCCCAGCACGGCUAGACUGGUACAUAAAUAGUUCAUCAGCGUGUCCGUUGCCCGCGUCCGCCCCCGAAUGUCGCAGCGCGCACAGCUAUUGCGACAGUACUUACGACAACAAGGCGUACAUCUGCCGCUGCUCCGAAGGUUACGAAGGAAAUCCCUACGUUCCUGAUGGAUGCCAUGGUAAUUAAUUAAUAUAAGCCCUUGCUGCUUUAAUUUCUUCAUGUUCUUCAACAAUCAACUUCUAAUUAACUGAUACUCCUAUAUCCGUUCAAAAUGAAGAAAAAAAAACAACUCCUAACUGAUAUAUACGCCCUUGCUGUUUGCUAGAUACGGAUGAAUGCAGUUCUGGAUACUGCAGUUACGGCGAGUGCAGGAACACACCAGGAUCGUUCAUUUGCAACUGCCCUCGUGGCUACGAGGGCAAUCCAUCGCCAAAAGAUGGAUGCAAAGGUGAACUAAAACUAGCUAGCUAGUUGGAUUGCCCACAAAUCUGUACAAGGAUAGAUUUAUUUCAAAGUUUUGCCUCUACUUUCCUUUUGAUCAAACUUACAAUGAGACAUUUGGUUAUUUAGUUUCUCUCAAUUCUUGUCCAUUGCGACACGAAUCUAUUGAAUAUUUGUUUCUAUAUCUUUAUAAAUGGAGUAUACUCCCUCCAUACUUAUAAAGGAAGUCGUUUAGGACAAUGUUUAAGUUAAAUCUUGGGAAUAUAAAUCAUGAAUAA